AGGCCGCGCGUCCGCUAGAGGCUCCCCAGUCCCCGCCGCCGCCGCCGCCGCCGCCCCCGGCCGGUCCCCUGGUCGGCGUCUGCAUCCGGGUCCAGAGCCCUCUCCCAGCGGUAACGAUGCCGAGGAGGCAGUGACCCCGAGGGAGGCCAGAACCCGGGCGGCGGGUUGGGAAUGAUUGUACAGCCAGUUCCUCAUUAUAAGGGAAGGGGUUAAGGACACACCUUUGGAAGACGUGCAAACUACUCUAGCUUUACGAGAUGGCCCAGGACACUGAAGAACCGGUGACCGCUCUCUAAGGUGGCGGUAUUACUGAACAGCUGAAAAGAAUCUUCAUAAACCGUUGUGUCUAGGAGGGCAUAAUUGCCAUCCUCAUUAAAGAAUUCCAUGAGGAUGCCUUUCCUGUGCCAGCUGCUCUAGAGGAAUCACACAGGCCACAGUGCUGGGGGCCGGCUGUCCCCUCAGCAGCACUGUCUCUGAUUUCCUACAGGAACUGCUGCCAUGUCCCACCAACCAGUUAACUGCCUGACUGAAAAGGGGGACAGCCCCAACGAAACCACAGGAAAUGGACCCCCCAGUCUGGCUCACCCGAACCUGGACACGUUCACCCCGCAUGAGCUGCUGCAGCAGAUGAGAGAGCUUCUAAUUGAGAACCAUCAGCUGAAAGAAGCCAUGAAGCUGAACAAUCAAGCUAUGAAAGGGCGAUUUGAGGAGCUUUCAGCCUGGACAGAAAAGCAGAAGGAAGAACGCCUUUUUUUUGAGACCCAGAGCAAAGAAGCCAAAGAGCGCCUAACGGCACUGAGUCUUGAAAAUGAAAAACUGAAGCAGGACCUCGGAAAACUAAAAGGGAAAACUGAAAGGUCAUUCGAGGUCCCCAAGGCAGAAGCAGAACAGGAAGUGGAACAGCUGAAGACCCAGGUGGCACGCCUUCAAGCUGAAAAGGUCGAUCUGCUGGGCAUCGUGUCUGAAUUACAACUCAAGCUGAACUCAGGUGGCCCCUCCGAAGACUCCUUUGUUGAAAUCAGGAUGGCUGAGGGAGAAGCAGCUGUGGCAACGAAAGAAAUCAAGCCAAGUCCUGGGCCCACAAGAACUGAUUCCACUGACACGAGCAAAUCUGCAGAAGGUGCCAGGAAUUAUUUGGAAUUUGAGGAAUUAACUGUGAGCCAGCUCCUGCUUUGUCUAAGGGAAGGAAACCAGAAGGUGGAGAGACUUGAACUUGCCCUCAAGGAAGCCAAAGAAAGAAUUUCUGAUUUUGAAAAGAAAGCGAAGGAUCAUUGUGAGAUUGAGACCCAGACAGAGGGGCGCACAGAACAAGAGAAAGAAGAGGAGAAAGGCACGGAAACUGUUGGAAGUGAAGUGGAAACGCUGAACCUUCAGGUGACAACCCUGUUUAAGGAGCUUCAGGAGGCUCACACGAAACUCAGUGAGGCUGACCUGAUGAAGAAGAGACUUCAGGAGAAAUGUCAGGCCCUUGAAAGGAAAAAUUCUCCAAACCCAUCAGAGCUGAAUGAAAAGCAAGAGCUUGUUUAUAAUAACAGAAAGUUAGAGCUCCAAGUAGAAAGCAUGCGAUCAGAAAUCAAAAUGGAGCAAGCAAAAACAGAAGAUGAAAAAUCCAAAUUAGCCACUCUACAGUUGACACACAACAGGCUUCUUCAAGAAUACAAUAAUGCACUGAAAACAACUGAGGAACUAAAAAGAAGAGAGUCGGAAAAAGUGGAUAAGGUGGUGCUGCAGGAACUGAGUGGAAAGCUGGAACUGGCAGAGAAAGCCCUGGCUUCCAAGCAGCUCCAAAUGGAUGAGAUGAAGCAGACCAUCGCCAAGCAGGAGAAGGACCUGGAAACCAUGGCUGUUCUCAGGGCUCAGAUGGAGGUUUAUUGUUCUGACUUUCAUGCAGAAAGAGCAGCAAGAGAGAAGAUUCAUGAAGAAAAGGAGCAAAUGGCAUUGCAGCUGGCAAUUCUGCUGAAAGAGAAUAAUGCUUUUGAAGAUGAAGGCAGCAGGCAGUCCCUGAUGGAAAUGCAGAGCCGUCAUGGGGCGAGAGCAAGUGACGCUGACCAGCAGGCUUAUCUCGUUCAAAGAGGAGCUGAGGAUAGAAACUGGAUGCAGCAGGAACAACAGAAUAUUCCAAUUCAUUCUUGCCCCAAAUGUGGAGAAGUUCUGCCCGACAUAGAUACACUACUGAUUCAUGUUACAGACUGCAUCAUUUAAGUGUUGACCUUUCACCUCCCCCAAACUGUUGGUAAAUGUCAGAUUUUUUCCUCCAAGAGUUGUACUUUUGUGUCAUUUGUUUCACUCAAAUAUUUUGGCUCAUUAUUUUAGGAGAAAGAAAACCAUUAUGUUCUAAAAAGGACAUUUUUUGGUGCAUUCCCACAAACUCGCAAAAUAGAAUCCUUAACGUACCACUCUUCUGAUAAGAGGUCUGUUUUUUUUUUUAAUAUUGUUGAUGUGAGCACUGAACUGUCCAUGUGGGUUAUGAGUGUGUGACAUCGUGGAUAGAGUAAAUGUGGUAAUAAGAUGGAAGAAGCCUCACUGAUUAAGAACUUUCUAAGGAGGCAGGAAAAAUGAAGUGGUCACAGAUUUAAUCAAGAAAAGUGUCUUUGAAGUAUUUUUAAAUAAAUUACAUUGUUAUUUUUCUUUAUUCAUUUAAGAUAGAUCUAUCUGGGGUUGUGUAUGUGUGUAUAUCUUACAGUUUUAUUUCAGCCACAGCACCAAAAUUACGAUGUGGCUCUUUUCAGAUGCGCCCUGUGACCUUUUACUUGAUCCUCAGGACAAGUGAAAAAAUACUGACCUACAUGAAGCGGAUAUAUUAGGUUCACUGGAUGUCACGUAAUCAUCCACAGUGUAAAGUUUUCUUUUUCUUUUGUUGUGCUGCAGGUAUAUGUUUAUCAACUAUACAGUAAAUAGUGUAUUAAUUUCUAAAAAGAAUAGCUAUCUAUUAAUUUUCUUCCUGGAUCAGGCUCUAUAUUCAUAAUCACAAAAAUAGUUAUUGCAAAAAAAAAGUUAUUGCAAAAUAAAAUUUUGCUUAUGAAUCUUUCACAUUG
Molecule: messenger RNA, 3035 nt
Organism: Aethalodelphis obliquidens (Pacific white-sided dolphin)
Lineage: Eukaryota; Metazoa; Chordata; Mammalia; Artiodactyla; Delphinidae
Gene: OPTN
Product: optineurin
Exons: 16
Coding region: 499-2202 (567 amino acids)
Biological process (GO): Golgi ribbon formation; protein localization to Golgi apparatus; regulation of canonical NF-kappaB signal transduction
Cellular component (GO): Golgi apparatus; cytoplasm; nucleus
Molecular function (GO): K63-linked polyubiquitin modification-dependent protein binding
Source: RefSeq, a predicted model, not a curated record